GCACAGAGAGUGAAUACUGUUUACUCAAACCAUAAUAAUUAUAACUAAUUAACAUUGAAUGUACUCAACCAUUAUGCAUGAUUGAAAUGAGUGAAUGUUUAGAAUAAACCAAUAUCUUAUAAUUAAGAUAAAAAACAGCAAACGUUACAUUGUUCGUAUAUACAUUAAAAUUAUUUAUCUCCAUCGUUCUGAAAAAAAAAACUCCCAUUUUCAUUUAAGUUUAUACUGUUCAGCUGCACUUCAACCAAUUUCAGAAUAUUUUAUACGCUUUCAGCAAAAUGGGUAUUUAGUGCUCCAUUAAGCAUUUGACGCAAAAUAGACGAAACUCUGCAACAGAAUCACCUAGCUGUGCUUCUGCGUUCUCCACGAACACUUGUCGUAGCUGCGAAUGUGCGUUAUAGACACCCACUAAGUGUAUAUAGACAUUUCUUCUCAACGGCUUAAGCCGCAGUGUCCGGAUCGUGGAAUACCUAUUACUUUUUUCCAAUUCUCCCGACAAACCUCUCUUGCUCUUCUGCGAACUUUCGCAUGUACAAAGAGACACGCUUGGCUCACCAACACAGAUGGUCAGAGAAAAAAAAACUUGCGCGCCGUUGUGUACGAAGGUUUAUGAAGCAGAAUUUUAAAAUUAUACCAAAAAUUCAUAAAACGAAGAAGACGGAGAUUUUUCUCAAUGUGGUCUGCACGGAGCUAGUGCGUACCGAGUGUCAAAGCUGUAUGGUUUGUUAUGGAAAACCAAAUCGAUAGCUUCCAAUAUUGUUAUCCUGUGUAAAUUAUACAUUUUCCUGUAUUCGAAAUAGUGCGAAACGCUUUAUCGGGUCCCGGAGAAGAGUCUUUCGUUUGAAAUCACGAGUAGGCGCGAAUAUGCGUGCAUAAAAACCUGCGAUAAAUCGGACGAAUAUAAGCUGCUAUUCGAGUAUCUUUGGCUGAGCGCAAUGGUGAUAUACUUACUGGACAUUGGCAGUUGUUUAGUUUUCCGUGUUAGUGGGUGAUUAUCCGACCAAUCUAAACAGGAUCAUUGGUUUUGAGUAUCCUAUUAUAUAACAUCCUAAAAAGGAUUCUUGUGGAAUACAAACCUUCGUUUUCUGCGUAAAAAUAUUCAUUGAUUGGUGUUUGCAGUUGCUAGUGUAGGAAUCAUGUGACAUUGUGGAAUUCUAGAGUGAUAAAAAAAAUUAAGCUUGUGCUAAAAAUAACGAGGAAAGCCAAAGUGAAAGGAGAAUAUAAUAAAUGGGCAACGCUGCAUGUUGAUUUAAAGCACCAGAAAGCAAUAUGCGAGAUAUUGUCAUUUGAGUGAUGUUUCCAGUGAAUCAGGAUACGACAAUCUGUUUAAUACUCUUAACUUGCAAUGGCAAAUCAUCUUCUGGAACUCAGUAAAAUGAAGAUGCCCAUGAAUUCAAAUAAUAAUUGCUGGAUUCAAGUACACCGGUAAACGAAAAUCCGUGCGAAAUGAACAAUGAUUGUUAAAAAUACCAAAAAAGUGAUGCUAUUAUUUGCUAGAAAAAUGUUUGUCUCGGAUAAAAAUAAUUUUCGCAAUAAUUAAAUACUGCACCAGUGAGAAAUACAACAGGAGAGUCUUGACCUAUUCUAAAUAUACCCUUCAAGUUUGAUUUGUCUACUUAGACGAUUGUCGUGAUGGUUAUGAUGGAAUAUAAUUAUCCGCCAGACAAUAAUAUCGGUAUAUUCGUUCUGUGUUGACACACGAGGCAGAAGAAAAUCUCGAGUUCAGGUGUGUGCCACAGAGGAUUGGAUUAACUACUGGCUAUUGAAUUUGAUUCAUCAUGCUCGAGAACAAUGAGCGAUCGUGCUCAUAUUAACUUCAAGUUUUAAAAUUUUAAGAACUCGUUAAAGUGAUCUUUUUUUUUCAAAGUGAUUUUAUGCUAUAAACUUGGUAGUGCAUCAUGAUUAAACAGAAAUCAGAAGACAUGCAGCUAGAAGGCAUCGAUCCUCUAGUAUCACCGAAUAGUAAACGAAGGAAUGAAUCAACUUUACGACAACUUCAAAAUGACGUGAUGGGGAAAGCUCGGUCAACACUGAGCAGUUUAGGCGAUGUUUUAAAAGGAAGUAAAAGUGCUCCAAACACUCCAGUUACAAGUGGAUCCGGAAAUGAACCGUUUUAUAAGCUAUCAACAAACGAAAUGGGCCCAGACGAAACAGAACAACAGUUUGCAACACCUCCGAGAAGCCCGAAAACUCAAAAAGACAAAAGUACUUUGGACUUUUUUCCGUGGUCUAAAACAAAAGGUAAAGAAAGUUCUAAAAGUGUUAAAAAAGAAAAACUCAAACCCCAACCAUCUCAGCUUAGUGAUGUUUACGAAGAAGAGAUUGACGAUGAACAAAACAAUUUUCCAACGUCUACAUCAAAUUUACCCAUGACCGGGGCAGUGAAGAAGAAACCUAUGACUGAUAAUAUACCUUCAGUACGCCAUCAAGCGCAAAAUCAAAAACAAAAACAUAGAUAUUCAAAUGAAUAUUCUGAAGAAACAGGAGAUUAUAAAAAUGAGCAUGAUCUGAGCCGAUCUAUGGAAGAUGGAAUACAGUAUAUACAUCGUGAUAAUUUACGCUGCAAUGAGAAAUACUAUGACAGUCGCCCGAGAUCAUACAAUGAAAAAUAUUCACAGAAUUAUAAUCAUGGAUAUCAAUCACGUGGUUUUGCAGAAUACGGUGAACAAUAUGAAGAGGAUUAUAGCCAAAAUACAAAAGGCAGUCGAAAAUCAUCGAACCCUUCAAGUCCUGCACCAAUAAAGCAUAUAUUAUUCAACGAAGAGAAAGAUAUCCUCUACUAUAAAGAUAAUCAACGGCUAUCGAAAACAAAAUCGUUAAGUGAUCAUUACAGCAAGGAUAAGCAGAAAAAUAUUCCGUUCAAAACUUCAUCAACGAGAGAUAAUAGGAAAGCUCAAGAUUCGACUCCUUUACCAAUACGGAAAGCUUCAAGAGAUGAAAAACCAGUGAAUGCCACUAGUGCUUAUCAUGGGAAUAUGGAUCUUACACCGAAUAAACCCGGUAUAAAACCAUCUAGAGCUGCGACUAAUGUGGAGGACAAAACAAGGAUGAGUCAAAAAUCAGCCAUAUCUAAACCCGGACUAUCUAGGGAUUAUUCAAUAGAUUACAGAUACCCAUCAAGUGAUAUGCAAAUGGAAUCAAUUCCGUACGGCACCACAACGGAUCAACGUGCUGUGCGUUCGAUGCAGUUUUCCAACGACGAUUCAAAUGACAAAAAGUACAAUAAAAAGAUAUGCUUUCAAGAACCAACGUUUGACGAAAAAAUCAAAUGUGAUACACUUCCUCGCAGCAGAAAGAAUAUUAGGAAAUUAGAGUGCGAUCAAAACGUUAAUGAAUACUUAGAUAAAGAAAUGCUACGCCCACGUAGUGGGAGCCUAGAUUCAGACCUUGAGUCACAAGCAAUGCGUAUUGUACGAACAGUCGGGCAAGCGUUCGAGGUUUGUCACAAGUUAUCCACGCAAGAUAGUGGUGACCACGCUGAUGAGCACUCGGAAUUAUCUCACUGUGAUGUAUCCGAACAGGAUCGAAGUUUCGAUAGAAUUAGCGACGAGGGAGAAAUUAAAAAAGACAAUGUAACAUCACGUCAAGAAUCACCACGGCAGCUCAGGCCCACACAUCUGGAUUUAGAAUCAACUGCAAAUCUCAUAUCAUCCCAGCGAUCACCUGAUUCAUCGGAAAUACUCAAAAAGACUCCUCUUUCUGCAUCAAAAGAGAUAAUAAACCUAAAAGAGCAGCUAGAUCAACAGCAACUCAAUACAAGACAAGUCCUGACUCAACUAAUGCUUGUUCGAGAACAACUUAUUAGUGAAACCAAUGCUAGAAUCGAAGCACAGGCUCGUAUUCAGCAACUACUGCAGCAAAAUCGUGAAUUGCUUGAACAUAUUGCUUCUCUUGGAGGGUACCAUGAGCCUGAUCGACCUGCAAUAUCUACAACAGCUAUCGGGUUAGCUCCUCAGUAUCCUUAUUUUCAGAAUAAUCAAAUGCUCAGCGAUAUCCUCAGCUUAGGCAGUUUGGGUCAUCAUUAUCCUUCAAUGCACCACUUUACCAAAGCUAGUCAACCAACAGUGACUACUUUACAACAAUCUCUAAAUAACACUACUAGUGGAAGUUAUUCAACACUCAACCAAUUGCACAAUUUACAGUCCUCACCUAGUAUGCUUGGUUCAACGGUUGGAUCACUUUCAACACAAGAACUUUUAAAACUAAAUCAAAAUAUUCUUAGUCAAAUAACGAGUUCCAAUAUAAGCUCCAUGUAUCCCACAAUGCCUACGACAAAUAUUGGAUCAAAUCAGCAACAAGCAAAUACUUUUAUGUAUGCUAAUCAGAACGCUCCUGGUUUUAGCUCUCAUGCAAUUGUUACUGAUGGCGCAAAAUCACCAUCUGCAAAUAAGACAACACAUAUGGACUUUCAACUUAACCGUACUGAUCAACAUGUGAAUCCAAGCAAUGAUAACAUCGAUCGCAAAACUGAUCAAAUCGAUGCAGAAUCACAACGAGACAAUCAAUCAUUUGCAAGUGAACCAACGCAAUUCAUUAAACCGUUAUCGCAAGUUGGAACCCUAACCACGAUGGAUACUGAUGGAAAAGUCAAAGUUAUUGUACCUGUUAACCCUAACGAACAAAUGGAAGUUGCAAAAACGCCAACCAGAAAAUCUGCCUCAUUUAUGGAACUGUCCGGCAGCGCAUGUAAUGAAGGUAGCAGUAAAAAUGUGUCAAUACUCAAAGAUUCAAAAGAGAAGCAAACUUCCAUUCCUGGCUUGGUAACAUUGAAAGUAACUGAUGAAAGCGGAACUGUUACUCGCAGGUUACCUGCGACACCAAGCUUUAUUACUCGUAGUACUAGUGAAAAAGUUCCAAAUCGUAGUCAAAUAAUGAGCCAAGUUCAACGCACACAGUGGGCCCGUCAUACUACAAAGUAAAAUGCCGGUGAACAUGCAGCAAAAUGUAGCAGUAAGAUUUUGUAUUAUAACAGGAGUAACCCGAAAAUAAAAAUGCAAACUAAAAUUAGCUAUAUGGAAAAGAUACAAUAAAAUAAAAUGUUUAUUUUCUAUGCUUUUAUUGUCAUAUCCGAUUAUCAUCUGAUCAUUAGACCCGCGAAGUGUUGGUUUUCCAGUAUGUGUAGAUCAAAUGAAAAGGUCGCAUCAUCAUUUUUUUAACCAACAACUUUACCUUCCGUAACUUGCGCGGUUAGCCACCUCAGCCAAAAACACCACACUUAUGCUGAAUACAAAAAGCGACAUUUUUUCAACGUGUUGUACAAAAUACAACAACGCGAUCACUCGAGGGUUAACCUUUCAGGACAUGCGCCUGUUUGAGCCCAGAACAGCACCGCGCACACGCUGUAUAGGGUAGCGAGCCAUUUGAACAGUGGCCGGUAUUUUGGGCACUUUUCACUAUAAUUCAAUUACAAACCAAUUAACUUGAAAUUUUGUAAACGGCUAAAUACCAUUAGACUUCGCCACUGCUCUAGUCUUCACUCUCUCAAUACAAAAUUCAUUUUUUAUGUUUGAAGUGGCGAAGAUUGAAGCAGAAUUUUAGGGGGGGGGGCGAAGUCUAGUGUUUUUACCCUAUACGUAUCUCACCGCGUUUCAAAAAUUGUGUCAAUUGGUUUGAAAUUGGCUGAGUUAUAGCAGUGUCAAAAAUAGGAGCCCUGCCGAGAUGGUUCCACUUCUCUACGACUAGCGAGGUUUUUUAAUUUUUAUUUCUGUGCAGUGCUGAAAAAUUCAUUUAGUCAUAACUUAAUUCAACCACCUACAGCUUAUUUUAGAAGCUGAACCAGAGAAUAUGAUAUAUGAAAAACUUGUGCGGCUAGACCAGUUCUGCAAGAAAGUCACUUAAAAACUGCUAUUUUUCGAAAAUUUAAGGUAAAUGUCACGGACUAUCUUCGAAAAAUGCCAUGUAAAAUGGUGAAUGUAAAAUGAGCUGUAGGUGGUUGAAUUUAGAUAUGACUAAAUGAAUUUUUCAGCACUGUUUCUGUGUAUUUUUACUACUGCUGUUUUUUUUGGUAGUGUUGUACUUUUUGCUACAGUGCGCGUCCUGAAUAAUUAAGGAAGAUAGGGAGGUCUGGUUCUGCAAGCUUGUGUAUUUGAACCCCAUUUUAGGGGCCGCUGAUCAACAUCCGAGUGUCAGUGAAGUUCAACUGUGCACCACGGUCUUCCGGAAAGUUAGAGGGUUGCCCGGAUCUGCUAUCCAGCCGUAAAAAAUGCAACGGAAAGUCAGUUAAAAAUAAUGCAAAAGGAGAACAAUGGCAACGAUCGCAGCAAACAAAAAAUGGAUGACAAGUUCAUCAUAGGAGACCUAAAUGCGCGGGUAGACCAGGAGGUAUUCAGAUCGACAAUAGUAAAGUCCAUUGCCCAUGCCCAUUAGCAGAAAAUACGAAGACGACCUACGACUGCUCGAUUAUAUUGUGGAUCUACCGGCUACUUGUAUUCUACCGGUCGCUACAGUAUGGCCUUCAAAGUAGGCGUUUUAUAAAAGGAGUAACUUAAGAAUGAUUUUAAACAUUUUUAUUGAAUGUGCUAUUCCUCGUUGCCACUAGCUACUCAGCGACAUUCAUUUUUUGACAAUCAAGUUGAUUUUGAUAUGAAAACGGCUACUUAAGUAACCGGUAGAAUACAAGCAGCCGGUAAAUCCACAAUAUCGCCAACAAGACCUUUCGUGGCACCUUUUUCGAACACAGCUUUCCUUAUCGUUAGAUUUGGAGAUCACCACAGCAGACUCAAUAUCAAAUCGACCACGUUCUGAUGAACGGCACAUCUUCACCAUAAUCGAUGUCAGGACCUAUUACUCAUAGGUCCUGAGCUAUGACUACUACAUGUGAUGGUCAAGCUGCGUCAAAAACUCUCGAACUAUUCUGCACAAAAUAAAGAUUCUAAAAAUAAGGUAUAAUUAUCCGACAGCCAACUUUGAGCUGUUAUAUCUCCGGAUUCAAUGAACCGAAUGCAUUGAAAUUUUGUCCAUUUAUGACUUAUAUAAUGAGCUUUCAAAAACUUUUGACAAAACUUAAAAUUCUUAACACGGAAGAAAAAAAAAAUUCUUAAAUUUCAACAUCGUUUCAAAAUUUAAGGUACUAAUUAUAGUUCAUUCAAAUUUCCUCUAAUUGUCUUGAAUACAUAUAUGUUUUGAAAGACAGUAACAACAUAGGCGGCAAUUCAUUGAAAAAGGAAUGGGAUGCAUAUUAAAAAUAAGCCAAUUUACUAAAAAAAAUCAUAAAAUUAAUGAAAUCGCUAUAACUUUUUCUCUUGUUAAUAAUUUGAAGUUGAGUCAAACGUUUUUAAGAGCUCAUUAUAUAAGUCAUAAAUGGACAAAAUUUUGUUUCAUUCGGUUCAUUGAAUCCGGAGAUAUAACAACUCAAAGUUGGCUAUCGGAUAAUUUUACCUUUAUCUAAAAUGCUUAUUACUUCGUGCAGAAUAGCCCGAUCUUUUCCAAAUUUUGUCCACUGAUGCACAACUAGUUGAUCAACUUACAAUGACAAUUUUAGAAUAUUUGAUGCAUAUUUCUAAAAGUUACAGCUAAUUGAACUUUUCUUAAAAAGUGACAAUUUUGCCUGUCCCGAUCAUGUUGUCUAUGCCCUGUAUGUUUCGAGCUUGAUGAAACCGGUUAUUCGACAGCACCAUGCGCAGCACUAAACUUGGCUUCAAACCAGCUGUAUGUGAGUUUCAACCGUUUCACUCCAUUGAGAAGAAAACAGUGCGGGCGAUAAUGCUGCAGUGUGGAACUUGGCAGAACGUGGUACGAUACACAAAAGAGGGAACAGCAGUAACACCUCUUUCGAGAAAAAAAAGUCGUCUGAAGGAAGCGAAGUGCGAGAAAAUGGAACUGCUCAACGCAAUCCAACAACGGCUUCAUGCCGCGAGCAAAGAUAUGCAAGGAUUAGGAGGGAAGCAUCUUGACGAAUGGACAUGAGCUUAUCGAAAGGUGGAAGCACCACUUCGAUGAGCACCAAAACGCCAUGGGGAACGUAAGCACGGGGAAACAAGGCAGCGGAGGAAACCUCUACAUCAAACUAAAGAGGAAGGAAAUGUUCAAACACUCACACUGGGGGAAAUUCAGGAUGACAUUCACUUGCUCAAAACCAACAAAA
This is a messenger RNA of Aedes albopictus (Asian tiger mosquito), 8083 nucleotides long. RefSeq names its product capon-like protein. The record is from RefSeq and is a predicted model, not a curated record. The coding region runs from base 1899 to 4919 and encodes 1006 amino acids. The transcript has 6 exons. NCBI's taxonomy places the organism in Eukaryota, Metazoa, Arthropoda, Insecta, Diptera, Culicidae. Gene Ontology annotation, molecular function: nitric-oxide synthase binding.